CAGACAACACAAAAAAAGGCGGGAACUCUUCAAUGUAAAGAACCGUUUUAUUUGUGAAGAGGGAGCCGGAGCAUACUAUUUAAUAUUCUGUUUUUAUUCGUGAUAAUUGGCUUAUAAAUGGCUGCAACAAUUACCCAAAAUGGUUUGAAACCGUCUGAUUCUGGAAAAUCUGCGGAGAUGAAUGUGCAAGAGAUGCAGUAUUUGGAGACGAUCCGUCGCAUAAUCGACACCGGCUACAAACGAGAGGAUCGCACAGGAGUCGGUACUCUAUCUAUUUUCGGAACACAGAUGCGAUACAGCCUUCGUGAUAACAUAAUUCCUCUACUUACAACCAAGCGUGUAUUCUUCCGGGGUGUAGCAGAGGAGCUCCUUUGGUUCAUUCGUGGAAGCACAAAUGCCAAGGACUUGCAAGCAAAAAAUAUACACAUCUGGGACGGGAACAGCACACGGGAGUUUUUGGAUGCAUCAGGGUUCAUCGAUAGGCAAGAAGGUGAUCUAGGUCCCGUGUACGGUUUCCAGUGGCGUCACUUUGGAGCCAAAUAUAAAACAUGUUACGACGAUUAUACCGGAGAAGGAAUCGAUCAGUUAUCAGAAGUGAUCAAUCGAAUAAAAAACAAUCCCAAUGAUCGACGCAUCAUCAUGAGCGCAUGGAAUCCAAUUGAUAUACCUCAGAUGGCCCUUCCACCGUGUCACUGUUUGGCUCAAUUUUUUGUAGCAAAUGGCGAACUAUCUUGCCAAUUGUAUCAACGAUCGGCGGACAUGGGACUCGGAGUACCAUUUAAUAUCGCUAGUUAUGCUCUGCUAACUCAUAUGAUAGCACACGUUACUAGUCUGAAGGCAGGAGAAUUGGUUCAUACUACUGGUGAUACCCACGUGUAUCUUAAUCACGUUGAGCCAUUGGAAGAACAACUUCGAAGAGUACCCAAACCAUUUCCAAGGCUGCACUUCAAACGAAAUGUGCAAACUAUUGACGAGUUUCAAUUUGAAGAUUUUGAAAUACGUGGAUAUGAUCCGUACCCUACUAUCAAGAUGGAGAUGGCCGUAUGAAAACAAAAUAUACUGCCUUUUCCAGCUCUCGAUAGACUCGGGCAGUGCUUUCCCAUGCUCUUCAUAUUUUAUGUUUCAUUUAGUUUUAAUUUCAAAAUCACUACAUAUAUUAUCAUUUGGUUGCAAUUGGCUAUCGUAAGAAGGUUACAUAAUAAAACGCUCAUUUGUAUUUUCCAUACCAUA
Messenger RNA from Armigeres subalbatus, 1230 nucleotides. RefSeq names its product thymidylate synthase. The transcript is spliced from 4 exons. Gene Ontology annotation, biological process: dTMP biosynthetic process. Gene Ontology annotation, cellular component: mitochondrion; cytosol. Gene Ontology annotation, molecular function: thymidylate synthase activity. NCBI's taxonomy places the organism in Eukaryota, Metazoa, Arthropoda, Insecta, Diptera, Culicidae. The coding region runs from base 118 to 1047 and encodes 309 amino acids. The record is from RefSeq and is a predicted model, not a curated record.